Molecule: messenger RNA, 493 nt
Organism: Pichia membranifaciens NRRL Y-2026
Lineage: Eukaryota; Fungi; Ascomycota; Pichiomycetes; Pichiales; Pichiaceae
Exons: 1
Source: RefSeq, a predicted model, not a curated record
ACUGUAAUUGCUACUGCUGCACCCAACAAUGGCGAGUCAAAACCAAGUUUUCAUUAAGCACUCGGUUACAGAGUCUGUUAACGAGUUUACACUAGUAGAGUAUGGUGUAACACCGUGGUCCCAGUUUGGUGUUUCAAAUGUGCCAUACCAAAAAGCAAGAAAUUUCAUGCCCAACUUCCUCUCCCGUUUUUCCUCCCUCAGGCUCCCGGCCCCAAAGUAUGGCAAUUGAUUUCCCCACGCUACUAUCUCCCCUCUGGAUAAUCCUUUUGCUGCCAAACCGGAAACUCCUUUCACCACUGCAGUUUGGCAUAUACAAAGGCAAACCUCGGAACGGCGUUGUUCUUUUAGAUUUUACUGCUCUCUUUUGCCGAAACAACUUCUCUCAAAUUACCCUCAAGUUCUCUUCUCAGUUCCCUCGCAUUUACUCGCAUUACUUGCAGAUCGCUGCAAAGUGUGUUACCUUCAUUCAAAUCCGGGAGUUCUGCAGAAUGCC